ACGAUUUUUGCUUGAUUGAUAAAAAAAAGAGUGUGUUUUGCAGUAUUUUUUUACAAUUAUUAGAUAAAAAGUACACUAACACAUCAUGUAGACACUAAACGACGUACGUCCUGUAAUAAUCUGGUAAAUAAAGUGCAGGGUCUACUAAAACCAGACUACAAUAAUUGGACCAUAUCAACAAUCAGCACCGACCGACAAUCCGGCUGUCGUUUUUAAGUGGACUUGUAGAUGAUCUAGACAUUUAUUUACAUAAUAAGCCGUUAUUAAGAGAAAUGGAUACUACAAAGAGGCAUGCCACCGCUGCUCAAGUGUCAGCACUGAUGGACUACAUGCAAGAACAUUCAGAAGUGGCCAAGGGCAUGAGUUCAGGGCUUGAGCGAGAGGACAUAGAGGCUCAGUGGCGAGACCUCACUUCAAUGCUUAAUUCUAUGGGCGGCGCUAUUAAAUCUACGGAAAAAUGGAAACAGACCUGGAGAGACCUGAAAUCAAACACAAAGAAGCGGGCCCUGAAACAGCAGCAUUCCUUGUGUGAUACUAGUGUAGGACCCAGUUCAGAUAACUUACAUGGUGAUGGUCAGAAUAGUGAUGGUGAUUACAUGCCUCCAAAAAAAAGAUUUGCUUCAUUUGAUGAAGAAAUUCUGAGGAUAGAAAGAGAUAAGUUGGAAGUGGAAAGGGAAUAUAAGGUCCAGAAGAUAGAAGUCCUUUCAAGGAUAGCCAGCGCGUUAGAAGAAUUAGCCAGAAAGAAAUAAGUUCAACCAGUUGCAGCGUGAUUUGGAAAAUGUUAGUAUUGUUGCACACAAUAUUAGUUAUGAAGGCCAAUUAUUAGGUCUACAAUUUUAUAAUAUAUUCUUGUAAAAAGACUUAGUAAGGUGUGUGGUGUGUAGAUGUUAUAUUCAGGCUAAGAUAAAUUGAGUUAACACAUACAAUGUUACUUCAAGUAUUGAUAUGGUUUGAUCAGAGAAGCAAAUAAUAUUUUUCAUUGUGAAUGUAUUGGUUUGUCUGAAGUUGUUAUGGUUGACUACGCAGCUAUAGUGUGGUUGAAAGUUU
Cydia splendana is the source of this 1047-nucleotide messenger RNA. RefSeq lists its product as uncharacterized. The record is from RefSeq and is a predicted model, not a curated record. The transcript is spliced from 4 exons. NCBI's taxonomy places the organism in Eukaryota, Metazoa, Arthropoda, Insecta, Lepidoptera, Tortricidae. Bases 273 to 749 code for a protein of 158 amino acids.